UUGCCUAGUCACACUGUAAACCACCCAGCCAGGCACCACCUCACUUUCCUAGUUUCCAUCUCCCCAAGCCAUGCUAUUUAUUUCUCAUUUUUCCAUAACUUAUUGUUUCGUCUUUCAAGAAAAACCCUACUUUCCGCUACGUUUUGCUGCACACAACAACAUCACUCCUCACUUGACCAACUUCUCCACCAGCCACCCUAAAAAAACCCUAGGUCUGCUAUAGAACUCAAAUUUUCUGGUCCACUGUCUCGAAAUGCUGGUUUCGGUGUUUUUGGCGAUCUUUGUGCCGUGCGUGGGGAUGAGCGUGGUGUUCGUAGUGUACGUCUGUCUGUUAUGGUACGCUACGAACAACCAAGCCGCCAACGUUGGGCUACCUGUCAAGCAGAUUUCCGAGAAUGGAUUGUCGGCGUCAGAACUCGACAAGCUGCCUAAAAUUACGGGGAAAGAGGUGAUGGCGGAGAGGAGGGAGUGCGCGGUGUGUCUGGACGAUAUCGAGGGAGAGCAACCGGCGCGGGUGGUUCCCGGUUGUAACCACGCCUUCCAUCUGCUGUGCGCCGAUACCUGGCUUUCGAAACACUCGUUUUGUCCGGUUUGUCGGGCCAAACUCCACCCGGUUGUUCAGUCUCUCGAUUCGUCUGAAAAUCAGUGCUGAUUAAGAAACAAACGAAAAUAUUGCAGAGAAAAAGCAAAAGCUAGCUGUGCUUUUGUUUCCACCGUGGGUUGGUGAUUAGCUGUCCAUUAAGACUGAUUAGCAUUCGAAUCCAUUGGCAUUCAUUCAUGGUACCUAUCACUUUUGAUUCGAAACAUCAACCAUUUUUGCUACUGUAUUUUCAAAAAAUUUGAUAUUAGCAAUUAGUUUAUUAUUGUUAUUGUUUCGGGUCGAAAUUAUUAUUUUCUGAGUUGUAUUGAUAUCGGUGCAAUCUCCAUGUAUGAUCAAAUAUUUCUUGCAAGCAGCACGAGCAGUAAUUUGAACUCUACAGAAGGUAACUGGAACUUAGGGCCUCGUUUGGUGGGCUAGAUGUGAUAGGUUGUGAUCAAUUAAAUGUUACUCGAGUCUAUUUUAUUUGUUGUGUCAAAAUAUAAAAUAAACAUGACUGGAAACAAUUGGUUAUGAAUUCACAAUAAA
Messenger RNA from Malus domestica (apple), 1126 nucleotides. Its product is annotated as E3 ubiquitin-protein ligase ATL23-like. The record is from RefSeq and is a predicted model, not a curated record. Lineage: Eukaryota; Viridiplantae; Streptophyta; Magnoliopsida; Rosales; Rosaceae.